Molecule: messenger RNA, 2981 nt
Organism: Actinia tenebrosa (Australian red waratah sea anemone)
Lineage: Eukaryota; Metazoa; Cnidaria; Anthozoa; Actiniaria; Actiniidae
Product: lysophosphatidylcholine acyltransferase 2
Cellular component (GO): endoplasmic reticulum
Molecular function (GO): lysophosphatidic acid acyltransferase activity; calcium ion binding
Source: RefSeq, a predicted model, not a curated record
ACAGAAAUCUCUUAUAUUGGUGACCUAUAUUUCUCUUUAAAUUUAUGGCCUGAUUACCCGGUUUUAAGAUGAGUUCAAAGCAUAAAGACAAGCAUUUUCUCAGGCAGAAAUCCCUUGUUAUUCCUCAAGUACAAAAUCCAUUUUCRUACAGCCUUCAUUUGACGAUUUUCGACAAGUUCAAGGUUGUCAUUUGUACACUAACUCUAUUUCCAAUAAGAGUCGUCGGAGCUGUGAUUUGUCUUUUAUUUGCUAGUAUAUUGGCAUCAUUAGCUACAGCAUUUUUAACAGAGGGUAAAUUGAAUGAGCCCCUGACUGGAAUACGAAAAAUAUUGAAAGUACCCCUUAGGCUGUGUGCACGUGCUUGUCUCUUCUUCUUUGGAUUCCACUGGGUAAAGGUCAAGGGAAAGCUUUGUAGCUCAGAAGAGGCCCCUGUCUUGGUUGUUGCUCCUCAUUCUUCAUUUAUCGAUGCUCUUGCCCUCUCUGUUAUCGGUAUGCCUGGAGGGGUGUCUAGAAGGGAAAAUGAUCAGAUUCCUAUUAUUGGAGCUAUACUACGCUGCAUGCAGCCUAUCUAUGUUGCAAGGAAUGAUGUCAACUCUCGACAAAACACUAUCGCUGAAAUCAAAAGAAGAACCAGCUCUAAAGGACUAUGGCCUCAUCUUGCAAUAUUCCCGGAAGGAACUUGCACAAACAGACAGUGUCUGAUAACAUUUAAACCAGGUGCUUUUUACGCAGCAUGUCCAGUACAGCCUGUAGUUCUAAAAUUUCCCAAUAAACUGGAUACAGUCACUUGGACUUGGUCUGGUCCAGGAGCUUUGAAGCUUAUUUGGUUAACACUUUGCCAGUUUCACAAUUACUUGGAAAUAGAGAUUUUGCCAGUGUAUAAACCAUCCUGUGAAGAAUUACUUGACGCAAAACUAUUUGCGCGUAACGUCAGAGAGCAAAUGGCUAGUGUACUGAAGGUUCCUGUAACUGAACACACUUAUGAAGACUGCCGACUGAUGCUCGAAGCAACACAGAAGAAGCUACCAGCCUCAACUGGUUUGGUGGAGUACCAGAAAAUCAGCACCAAACUAUGUGUGCGCAUUGACAGCAUGAAAGACUUGCUGCAUAAAUUUUCUGAGAUCGACACAAAUGCUGAUGGUCGAGUUGACCUUCAAGAAUUUGCAGCGUACCUUAAUCUUCCCAUCACGCCACAAAUAGAGGAGUUAUUCUCUCUUUAUGACAGGGAUGAGUCUGGCGACAUAGAUUUCAGAGAAUACCUGAUUGGUAUGGCCCUUGUGGCAAAACCAGCCAGUAGCGAUGACUCUAUUAAACUAGCAUUCGAGGUUUUUGACGUGAAUAAAGAUGGUCGUGUUGGGGAGCUCGAGCUCAAGCAUAUCCUACAAAGUGCUUACCCUUCCAUCAGGGAACGCGAUAUCAAUUGUAUUUUUAGACGAAUUGAUGUGAAUAAUCGUGGAUAUGUCACAUAUGAGGAAUUUUACGCGUUCGCCAAGUCCAAUCCAGAGUACGCAGUUAUCUUUGACAGCUACAGAAAGGAGGACCAUUCAAAGACAGACCCUGGGAAGAGUGGUACAGUGAAUGAGGCGUAUGAGGAUGCGGAUAGGGCAGCAAAAGCGUGAACAAGAGCUGGAUUAUGAUAGGCGGUAAGAAGAAAACAUAAAAGCGAUCUCGAUUGUGGAACAUGUUUUUAGAUAGGGUAAGCGCUAUUCAUUCCUGGAGAUGGAAUCUGUAAACCAUCUUUAAGAGCACUUAAAAGGACCUUGAAUUAGGCAUAUUUAAUAAAUGUGCUUUGAAAUUAUAUGGAAAUGCUUUAGUUUCGAAUUCUGUUGUUCAGGGCUAGUCUUGAUUUUGUGUAGAAUAUUCAGUGUUUCAGUGAAGGUCCGUGGUCAAUCAAAGUUUAUUGUUGAAGUUGUAAAUUCUUUACUUUACUGUGGUAUUUGUGAAUAUUUUGACGCUGAAAUGAGGCUAACCCUGAGUAGAGAGAAUAAGAGAAAAAUAUCAAAUGCUCUUGGCGGGAAUCGAACCAACGUCUUCGGUUCCAGUCCCAUGUGUUAACCACUACACUACAUGGACCAACCACGCUGGUAACGAAAUGUAGGGUAUUCGUGAGGAUCCCAGAACGAUAUUUUUUCUCUAUAGAUAAGUUGAACACCGUAAAUAUGUACGCAAAGAAUAGACAUAGUAUAGUAGUAAUAAAUUAUGCGUUCGGGGUGUAUAAUGAAGUAGAGAGAAUAAGAGAAAAAUAUCCUGAGUAAAUGAGUCUGUAAUCAAUUAAUUUAGCGAUGUUUUGCGAAUAGUUCCCUCCAAGUUCCCUGCGCCAUCUUGAAAGGUAGCCGUGCCUUUGCAUCGAAGCGAGACGAACGGUGAGCAUGCAAUGAUAGAGACCUUUUUUAACACCUUGGACAAUUGUUCACAUGCCUCUAUCAUUGCAAGCUCAUAGUUCGUCUCUCUUCGAUGCAAACUGGAACUGAGAAUGGGACUAUUCAAAAAAGAUAUCAUUAUUGAAAAUAAGUUUGUUCGUACACUAUGGAGAACAAAUGUUUAAUUAAGGCACAAGACUACAGCAAAAUACCAUUUAUUCUGAAACGGAUUGUACAUAUUUCCCUGGAAUUGCAUUUGAAGAAUCUUGCGCACGAAUAAUCCUGCAUAGAACCUGUUAUUCAGGGUUGCGCACUUGCACCCAAAAUCACGGAACACAGAUUUUAGGUUGAGGCCUUUUGUUAUCCUUGGAAACCGCAAUUUAAAAAUUACGCAUUACCUAAGUGAUUUUCUGUGAAUCUUUGAAGAAUCACUCGUUAGGCUAAACCUUCUUCAAUACCAGCUAAUUGUAUAGUCUUUAUUUAUCUAUUAGCUAAAAUAAGGCUGGCACACUAAUGUUGUUUUAUUUAUUAACUUAUAUACAAUUGAUUGAUUGAAUUGAUAAAUUGUUCUCCUUUUAUAAGGCGAUGUUGAAAUUUUAAUAAAACUUACCAUUAAGCUAA